Molecule: messenger RNA, 2145 nt
Organism: Achroia grisella
Lineage: Eukaryota; Metazoa; Arthropoda; Insecta; Lepidoptera; Pyralidae
Gene: Atac2
Product: cysteine-rich protein 2-binding protein
Exons: 13
Coding region: 109-2115 (668 amino acids)
Molecular function (GO): acyltransferase activity, transferring groups other than amino-acyl groups
Source: RefSeq, a predicted model, not a curated record
UUACAAUUGUUUGUUUACUUGUUAAUUCUGCUCAUUUGCCUUAUUCUUAUUAAUUAUAACAGUUGUUUUAUUAUACAUCUCGUCAAUAAGAGGAUAAAGUAUCCUAGUAUGAAUCCGCUGUGUAAAUAUUGCAAGGAACCUGAAAACAAACAAGACAAGCCCGGCCUUGUAUGUAAUGAUAAGUCAUGUUUCGUACACCUUGCUUGUUUGCGAAGACCCGGCACUCCCGGCGACUUCGAAGGUGAUGUCUUCUUUGAGUUCACUUGUGAAGACUGUUCCACAGAUAACAAAGAGGUGUUCUACCGCAACAAAUUUCCUUGGGUAAAUGUGAUCCUGUUAACAAUGCACCAUUUGAACAGUCACUCAUAUGGAAUUAGCAACAAUGGUUUUUUCCAUUACAAAAUUCACAUAUGCUCCUUCAUUGAUAGACAUUGGAAUCACCUUUUCGGAGCUCAUACUAAACAGAAGAAGAACUGGGUGGGGACCAUAGCCGGUGUUCUCUCCAUAUAUAAUAACCUGAUAUUCCAGUCUGGAUCUAUGGCUCUCGGUGAGACUGGCUGGUGGAAAUUACUACAUAACUUCUCACCUGCUGUAGCAGCUCAUAUUGUACAAGCACUAGCCAAAGACAAACCGAAAGGGCGGCCAAAGAACCAGAUGUCUCUAAACAAAACCUUGUUCUUGGAGAAAGUUACCAGUAUGGGGUACAACCAUUUGAUAAACGAAGAAGAGCAAUCCCCCACAGCAGUCAAACCAGUACCAUGUAAGAAGCGUCGCAAUUCGACACGGACGAUAUUAACAUACAUUCUCUUACGAUCAAGAAGCAAUUUUAAUAGGAUCGACGAGUACAUCGAAGAUAUGGGAUUCGUUUCCAAAGAUGGCUCGCAGUCGGACGUGGAGAACAGCUUCCGAGGGUUCGACUUCACUCCAGUCAGUCAUACUGCGCCUCUUCAGAGUGACUCAUCCAGCAUCCACUCAUAUCAGCAGAUACUCUACUACGACUCAGAUUCACACAGCCGCUCGCCCAACUGCCAACCCGAUACCCAAUCUGACUGCGAUACCAAAAAACCAGAACCAAAACCCAAGAAAAACGCACCAGAAGAGAAACCAUAUGACAAAAGAGAGUCUUUAUUCUCAACUGAGCUGAACUCUAUAGAUAUGCCUUGGAUGGGGGAAGUGUCGGAGCCGAAGAAUGAUCUAGUGGAGAUGACGCAGUAUGAAGAGUUGCAGCUGCUUAAGCAAGUUGAAGGUCUGAUACCUAAAGUUAAGGAUAUUAAUAAGAAAGCAGAGCUGCAUAGAUUGAAGGCCAAACUUGCGUUAAGAAGACUCAAGAGGCAUAAACAUUUGCCGCUUUUUGAUUUAGAUAAGGUUGUCAAAAUAUUAGGCGGCUAUGUCACAGAGGAUUCCAGGAUUGUCAGCACAGAGAGGAUAUUGGACAGGUUCCAACAAACUUACCUGAUAGACAACCUAUGCGGGACAAUAGCGAGUACAAACUAUGGUACUCUGAUGGUGUCCCGUAUAGAGCCGGCGGCGUCCCGCUCCGUGUACUCGGGCGCCAUGCUGAAGCCCUACAUCCGGAGGGACGCACACGCACAGCCCACGUGGCUCAAGCUUAUGGAUGAACUACUGAUGAAGACCAACAGACACGUGGAAAACUACAAGCCUCCCCCUCGAGCAACCAUAGACUACUCGUACGUCCGGCCGCAGCACAUCGCCGCGGUCAACAAUCUAUGUGCACAGUUCUUCUGGCCGGGCAUAGACUUGACGGAGUCGCUGCAGUACCCCGAAUUCAGCUGCGUGGUGACGUACCGGCGGCUGGUGGUGGGCUGCGCGUUCCUGGUGCCCGACGUGGGCCCAAACGAGGCCUACAUCUCGUUCAUACUCACCAGGCCCGAGUGGAGGAACGCCAAGAUCGGCUCCUUUAUGCUCUACCAUUUAUUACAAACAUGCUCAGGCAAGGAUGUUACCCUACAUGUGUCACCAACAAAUCCAGCUAUAUUUUUGUAUCAAAAAUUCGGAUUCAAAGUCGAGGAGCUUAUUCAAGACUUCUACGAGAAAUACUACGAUAUAGAUUACAAAGGAUGUCGGCACGCGUUGUUUUUGAGACUCAUUAGAUGAAUUGUUACAAUUAUAACUUUUAUUUAUUUA